This is a messenger RNA of Fonsecaea erecta, 2580 nucleotides long. RefSeq lists its product as hypothetical. The record is from RefSeq and is a predicted model, not a curated record. Gene Ontology annotation, molecular function: ATP binding; protein binding; protein kinase activity. The transcript has 7 exons. Lineage: Eukaryota; Fungi; Ascomycota; Eurotiomycetes; Chaetothyriales; Herpotrichiellaceae. The coding region runs from base 1 to 2580 and encodes 859 amino acids. Gene Ontology annotation, biological process: protein phosphorylation.
AUGUCCACAUUUCCGUCUUCUGGUGUUCACCGUAUCGGCAGCACCCUGGGUAGUGUAUCCAGGCCGACCCCUGCCGGAGUCCUCAUUCACAAGGACCAGAAAGGCAAAGUCCUGGGUCGAAAGAAGAUAUAUCCUAACCACGAGAUCGUGAUUGGUCGUGAUACAGGUCGCUGUGAAUAUGUGCUCAACGAUCCCUACGUUUCGAAACGGCAUUUGAGAAUCUACACCGUGGUUUACGAAAACGAUGAGUCGUGCGAGAUUGACACGUUAGUCUACGCAGAAGACCUGUCCCAGAAUGGCACCUUCUGGAACGGAUCUCUCAUGGGCAAGGGCAAUGGGGGUUUUCUUCUAAGUGACAGUGAUGUUUUACGGCUGAGCCGCCAGACAUACCUCACCUUCGCAGCCAUUGUUGGUGGAGCAACAAAGGGGAUUUUUGACCAUACGCAGGAGACUGAAAUGAGAAAAUUCCGCAAAGACUACGUUCUUACCGACAGGCUGCUAGGUGCGGGCACCUUUGGUCGAGUGUUCAUGGCCGUCGAACAAACGACUCGACGUCAGGUUGCGUGCAAGGUCGUCGACCUGCGAAAGCUCGGCCCGCGAUCGCUAUCGCACUUCGGACGGCGAGAGGAGCCCGCUCCAGCUGACGAGGUCGAUACCAUAGCCCAGAAGCAUAAGAUCAAGGCGUGGGCCAAACAGCAGAAAAGAGAGAACACCUUGAAACGGAAGCUAUGUGCCUAUUAUCGUGAGGUGGAAAUUCUUUCUUCAAUUAGCCAUCCGAAUAUCGUAGGCGUCGAGAAGGUGUACAUCACAGACAAUACAAUAUACAUUAUGCAAGAUCUCAUUACCGGCGGUGAUUUAUUUUCCUACAUUGAGCUGAAGAAUGGGAAACUACUUGAAGUCGAGGCGGCGGUCAUCGUGCGACAGGUUCUGGUGGCUGUGCGUUUUCUGCACACCAAUAAUAUCGUCCAUCGAGAUAUCAAACCCGACAACGUUCUCAUGACGAGUCUGGCAGCGGGGUGUCGAGUCGUGCUCACAGAUUUUGGAGCAGCCCGGAGAAUCGAGGGUAGGCUUCAUCGGAUGUCGUCCAUCAUAGGCACCCGCGAAUAUGCAGCGCCCGAGAUAUUGGGAUUUGCACGAAGCAAUCUGGAGCGCGAGGCACCGGGGUAUACUCGAGCCGUGGAUAUGUGGGCAGUGGGUUGUAUAUCAGUCGUGUUGCUCACAGGGGGCCUGGCUUUCUGCGAUCCUGUCACAAACACUUAUUCGGAGCGGCUGGCUCGAGAAUGCAACUUGCGAUUUCUUCGCGAGUCAAAGGAAUGGCAGGCGGUCAGACCCCGGCCGAAGGAGUUUGUUGAACAGCUCCUGCUGCUCGAUGAGGAUGCCCGAUUGACAGCAGAAGAAGCUCUCGCCCACUCCUGGUUCUCCAACGGCGCAUACAAGAACGACUUCGAGGACUUGUAUCAACGAACAAUCAGGCACUGGCAACCGCGAACUCUAAAGUCCCGCGUGGUUUGGUUCCAAGACGGCGGGUCCAUGAAGAACUUGCUGUGCUCGCUAGGUGUCCGAGACCCAACCGGGCGCAGCCACUCCAGAUCAUAUUCGCCAGUCGAGCCACCUUACAAGCCCUUCCCGAAAAAUAUGCACUAUCGGAUAUGGCCAAAAGGAAAUCCAAACAAACGACUAUCUCCGGAGGUAUUAUCUGCUAUUGAGAAAUGGUCACCACGGUCUGCCGAGUUGAUAAGCGAGCAAUGGGUAAGGUCGUCUUCGAGAGCCGGGGGCCCGAGGUCAAAAUCCACCGAUACAGCAACGACCGAGAACCCCAGAGCUGGUUCAGAGCCUUCUCAAAACAGGCUUCCGUUUCAGGCACCACAAAUACCGGCUAAUGUGGACACGAGAAAUGCGAAGAAGACAGCCUUCAAGGAACACAUGGAGGACACCACAACUCGCAUUGACAUUGGUGAAUUGACGGCAAGGGCCGCUACACUGAAGGAUGGGGAAGUCCUUCUGGGGGAACGCUCGAGGUUUUCCUUCUCCGCAACAUCGAGUUCGCCCCAAGGUUUAGUCCGCGACAAGCUCUCCAGCUCUCAUUUCCCACUACCGGCUAAUUUGAGCGUGGCCAGCGCAAAGAGCAUGCAGCCCGAGUCUCCUACCACGCCAAAAAUGCUUCGGGACGUUGUGUAUCACGGUCGGACCUCAAGCAUUGCUGUCGAAAGCGAGGAUGAGCCAAACAUCAAUUCCGAUAUCACCACACCACCUCACGGGCGCGGCGGACUCAAACGACGGGUGUCUACGCCGCUGUUCACCUCUCAGGCCACGAGGAACAAGCGACCUCGCCGCGAAUCUAUCUUCGAGCUGGCCGAAGACAACAACAGCGACGAGCAUCGAGCCAAGCCGAGGGUCGGGACUGGUCGGAGGUCGUUAUUCGACCUACCUGCUAGUGAUAACGACGAAAACGGGAGUGAUAGCAUUCGCGCCGAUGGCGCCGGUUCUCAUCUGCAGGGACUUUCGCUCGUCCACCGCUCAAAGAAGGCAGCGGGCGCAGCAGCUCCGGCGGUGGCGGCCAAGCUCUAUCUUCCGCGCUGA